UAAGUGAAAGUGAAACUCCGGAAAAGAACCCGUAGAGGGGGACAAAGUCCCUUCCACUUCGUGUCCGUAUGUGUAAUGUACUAGAUGUGCCAGUGUGCUGAGAAACAUACCGGGAAUCAAAACAAUGAAAGCGAUCAUCCAAAGAGUUACCAGGGCGUCUGUGACAGUGGGAAAUGAUACGAUCAGUUCAAUAGGACGGGGUGUGUGUGUGCUGCUCGGGAUAUCUGCGGAGGACACCCACACAGAUGCCGAGUACAUCAUACGCAAGAUCUUGAACCUGCGGCUGUUUGAAGAUGAGAAUGGUCGGGCUUGGAGCAAAAGUGUCAUGGACCAGGACUAUGAGGUUCUGUGUGUGAGCCAGUUUACACUACAGUGCAUACUGAAGGGCAACAAGCCGGACUUCCACUUGGCGAUGCCCGCAGAAUUGGCCCAACCUUUCUAUGCCAGCAUCCUGGAGAACAUGAGGAGUUCCUACAAGCCUGAACUGGUUAAAGAUGGAAAGUUUGGGGCCUCCAUGAGUUUACAAAUUCAAAAUGAUGGUCCCGUAACCAUUGAACUGACGUCACCUCCUGUUUCUUCAGACCCCCGGCAGUUGUCCAAGCAGGAGAAGCAGCAGCAAAGGAAAGAAAAGGCACGCUCCAAGGGAACCUCCGAGUCAAGUCGGGAGAAGAGCGCCCUACGUUCCCGACAGGACACUAAUGCGAGUAGUGGUGCAGAGGGUGACGUGUCUUCAGAAAGGGAGCCCUAGAUCUCCAGACUGAGUGUGUAUUUGAAUAGGAUUGGCUGGCAACCGAUUCAGGGUGUCCCCCCGCCUACUGCCCGGAGACAGCUGGGAUAGGCUCCAGCACCCCCCGCGACCCUUGUGAGGAUCAAGCGGUUCGGAAGAUGAAUGAAUGAAUGGAUGAUACUUAAUUUUUUUUUUCAAUUUUUCCAAGACUUAGGGUAAAAAAAAAAAUACAAAAGGGAUCUAGAAUCGGCUGGUACUGAAUGUGUUUUAAUGUGCUUGAAUGUUUGAACAUGAUUACCAUGGUUCAUGUAAGAGCUUUUCCAAAUGACUAAUGUCGCAAUAUCAUGAAUAAAUGUGUUUCUUCAAUGUU
Molecule: messenger RNA, 1097 nt
Organism: Hippocampus zosterae (dwarf seahorse)
Lineage: Eukaryota; Metazoa; Chordata; Actinopteri; Syngnathiformes; Syngnathidae
Gene: dtd1
Product: D-aminoacyl-tRNA deacylase 1
Exons: 6
Coding region: 125-748 (207 amino acids)
Biological process (GO): tRNA metabolic process
Cellular component (GO): cytoplasm
Molecular function (GO): D-tyrosyl-tRNA(Tyr) deacylase activity
Source: RefSeq, a predicted model, not a curated record